AUGAUUGCCGACGACGGCUCCCAAAGCUUCGCCACUCGAGAGAACGCCCAUCCAAACACAUUCCAAGCAGGCCCAGACCCCUUGGACAGAGCGAUGAACGAGUACCGCACGCUGCCGUCUCGUGCCCGUCCUCGACCACCACCAUGCUUACAUCACUCGCCCAGCUCAGCGAGUACCUCUCGUAGAGUUGCCAGCACUCGACCAAUGACGUCGAGUGCGCUAGCAGAGCUGCAAGGCGACGACGCGGAGACACAGCUGCCACCGCCUGACCCCAAUGGUCAAUUCCCGUAUGCCCCCACCGACUCGACGGACGCGCAGCCUGCAAGGAGACGAAGACGUAUUCGAGACAUCUGGCGUGCAACUCGAGAUUUCGCUCAACGGAUCAUCAGCCCGUCCGCACCUCCUGUUCCAUCCGCCACGACAGCACAAAACCACUCACCUCUGAACUCGCCGGCCCAGCCAUCCAGAUUUCGACGGGUUCUAGGCGCGCUACGCAGGCGUCGUUGA
Messenger RNA from Serendipita indica DSM 11827, 507 nucleotides. Lineage: Eukaryota; Fungi; Basidiomycota; Agaricomycetes; Sebacinales; Serendipitaceae. The record is from the annotation of a GenBank genome assembly.